Messenger RNA from Penicillium chermesinum, 375 nucleotides. RefSeq lists its product as uncharacterized. NCBI's taxonomy places the organism in Eukaryota, Fungi, Ascomycota, Eurotiomycetes, Eurotiales, Aspergillaceae. The transcript has a single exon. The record is from RefSeq and is a predicted model, not a curated record. Bases 1 to 375 code for a protein of 124 amino acids.
AUGGCUAAGGAGUCGCAGGUCGGAGGGGUGAAAGGCAGGAGCGGGAUAUCCAGGUAUCCCCAUCUGGAGGAGUAUGCACAGGAUAGCGAUGGCUUGAAAGAGGAAAUGAACGAGCGAAUGAGUUCGAGGAACACUCAACCGGGAUGGGAAGAUGAUCAUUGCCAGACGGAACGUGCCAACGGCCUAGAAAAUUGGAAGCCCCGUAGGGAAACCAAAAGAGGCAUAGAAGGAACAAAGUGGAACAGCCUCGCGACGAACGAGUCUCUUGAAGUCUGCCUGGACAGAUCCAAGAAAAACAAGCUCGAUUCCGGCGAGUGGACGGUUCAAAAUUGCCACGACUACAACCUGUGCGUGAUAGGAACCGUUGGGUUCUAG